Messenger RNA from Ochotona princeps (American pika), 1224 nucleotides. It is a transcript of the gene SCN3B, whose product is annotated as sodium voltage-gated channel beta subunit 3. Gene Ontology annotation, cellular component: voltage-gated sodium channel complex. Gene Ontology annotation, biological process: ventricular cardiac muscle cell action potential; regulation of heart rate by cardiac conduction; sodium ion transport. The record is from RefSeq and is a predicted model, not a curated record. The transcript is spliced from 7 exons. Lineage: Eukaryota; Metazoa; Chordata; Mammalia; Lagomorpha; Ochotonidae. Bases 425 to 1072 code for a protein of 215 amino acids. Gene Ontology annotation, molecular function: sodium channel regulator activity.
UGGUGGCGGUGGGGCGGAGACCCGCCUGCGCAAGUCAAGGCCGACCGAGCACGCCCGGCCCCCGGCUGCAGAGAGGCUGAAGCUCUGGGCCACCCAGGGUCGGGGGCUGGUGCGCUCCGGAGGCGAACUCGGGGAAGGGGCUACCUCCGCCACCCACCGCCACCUCCGAGAUCGCCAGCCGCUCGGGCGCUUCCGCCUUCUUCUGGGGGGGGCGGUGGAGGGGAUCCUCGGCUGCUCCUCGGGGAGCCGAGGGGCGGGUGUGGACUGGCCCGGAGCGGGUCUGAGCCUGUAGCCUAGACGGGCAUCCCCCUUGGCUUCCAGAGUUGGGGACACGCCCAGCCAGAGACGCGGGGCAGGGCGGAUGAAGCCGGAGAGCAGCAGUGCCUAGGGGCAGCGAGAGCCCCUAAGCUACCUGCAGAAAAAGAUGCCUGCCUUCGACAGAUCGUGCGUCCUGGCUUCCCUCUUGCUCAUCUACGGGGUCAGCGUCUGCUUCCCUGUGUGUGUGGAAGUGCCCUCGGAGACGGAGGCUGUCCAAGGCAACUCCAUGAAGCUGCGCUGCAUCUCCUGCAUGAAGAGGGAGGAGGUGGAGGCCAGCACCGUGGUGGAGUGGUUCUACAGGCCCGAGGGCGGUAAAGAUUUCCUUAUCUACGAAUACCGAAACGGCCACCAAGAGGUGGAGAGCCCCUUCCAGGGGCGCCUGCAGUGGAACGGGAGUAAGGACCUGCAGGAUGUGUCCAUCACUGUGCUCAACGUCACGCUCAAUGACUCCGGCCUCUACACCUGUAACGUGUCCCGGGAGUUUGAGUUUGAGGCGCAUCGGCCCUUUGUGAAGACCACGCGGCUGAUCCCCCUCCGCGUCACCGAGGAGGCCGGAGAGGACUUCACCUCCGUGGUCUCAGAGAUCAUGAUGUACAUCCUGCUGGUCUUCCUCACCCUGUGGCUGCUCAUAGAGAUGGUUUAUUGCUACAGAAAGGUCUCAAAGGCCGAAGAAGCCGCGCAGGAAAACGCGUCUGACUAUCUUGCCAUCCCUUCAGAGAACAAGGAGAAUGCUGCGGUCCCAGUGGAAGAGUAGAAAAGAAGCAGUUACAACAUGAGGUAGGUGGCAUGAAAACUGAGAGACUGGAUCUCCCAAGUUCAGUGAUGUCAACAGCAUCAGGAGGGUGCGGGCCCCAUCACUUCCCUUCCUGUAUCCAUCCUGCACUUCAUUCAUCCACACAUCUACCC